Molecule: messenger RNA, 1614 nt
Organism: Schistocerca nitens (vagrant locust)
Lineage: Eukaryota; Metazoa; Arthropoda; Insecta; Orthoptera; Acrididae
Product: fatty acid-binding protein, muscle-like
Exons: 3
Coding region: 338-757 (139 amino acids)
Molecular function (GO): lipid binding
Source: RefSeq, a predicted model, not a curated record
UCAUUUGGCCACACGUACCGUAACAUUAAAGAAAAAAGUCGUUUCACUUGAAUUUGAGUCGAAAACUGCCGAGCCGGCCGAAGUGGCCGUGCGGUUAAAGGCGCUGCAGUCUGGAACCGCAAGACCGCUACGGUCGCAGGUUCGAAUCCUGCCUCGGGCAUGGAUGUUUGUGAUGUCCUUAGGUUAGUUAGGUUUAACUAGUUCUAAGUUCUAGGGGACUAAUGACCUCAGCAGUUGAGUCCCAUAGUGCUCAGAACCAUUUGAACCAUUUUUGAACUGCCGAGUUUCGUGGUAUGAAAGAGUCGAGAAUCGCGAAUUGAUAUCACAGCAAGCCGCAAUGGAGAAGAUUUCUGGCAUCACGUACAAGCUGGAUGUUGACAGCCAGGAAAACAUGGAGGACCUUCUGUACGCCUACGGCAUCCACAACCUGGAGGUGAUCCGGAACGCGGUGACGCUGGACUCGACGUUCAUGCUGACGGUGGAGGGCGACCGCUUCACGCAGACCUCGCAGACGGGCGACUGGAAGGAGUCCUUCUCGUACCGGCUGGGCGAGCCCUUCGACCAGGUGGCGUACAACGGUGUCAAGAUCCGCAGCGUCAUCACGGCACUGGGCCCUACGACGCACUGCCACGUCCAGGACUACGAGGACGGCUUGCAGAUGAGAAUAGAGAAGUGCUUCAGCCCCGAGAAGCUCGUCCUGACUCUCACCCUCAAGGAUAUCGUCGCAAGGCGAGAAUACCUCGCUGUGAAUAAGUGACAUCCAGUUACUACAAUCUCAAGAACCUCUUGAAAUUGAAUUUUCUUGAAGACAUUUUAAGUUUUAAAAGCAGCAGACCUGAGUCCUCCAACACGGCUACUAUGACGUGGCGUGGUGUGAUUGGCUCACAAAGUCAGUGUGAUCUGUGCAAUGUGAUUGCAUCUCAACGUCUUUUGUUGUUAUGUGUUACACUAAGAAUGCUAAUCGGCAAGUGAGGUGGUCUACUCGAAGAUUAGUGCCUAAACGUCUGAAAGGAAGAACUGAACAUUAAUGAGCGGCGUACAGCUUCGGUCCUUCAUCGACGGAGCUAUCUUCGUUUAUCCAUUGUAAUUCACUGUGCUCGACAUCUGCAAUGACACAGACGCGUACACAACUGUUUCACCUGAGAGCCAGAACAACUGAUGCAACAUAGACGCUAGACUAAAAAUGUGCGUGAUGUCGAAUAGUCAUCAAAUAAUAAGUACUCGAUAAUGUUAAUCGAGUGUGAACGUUUAGUCUAACGUAAACUAAAAAAAUUACAAGGACAUUUGAACAAGGCUAUAGGAGUGCAAUAACAUUAUCAUACUGUGUAUACUCAGGCUCGCUGUGGUGAAAGUGGAACAUGAACUAUAUAGGGCUGAAUAAUGCUACUACCUCUGGUUCCGACGGCUUUGAACAAGAGAUGCAAUCAAAGUAAACAUCAUCACUGAAACGAAAUUAAUUGAGUCAGAACGUACUACUAUACGAAAUUAAACUAGGUGAAUUAGUUUACUACAUGAGCUAUCACAAACCAGUUGAUAACUUCAUUGAAAAUACUCUCUGUAAUGCGUGUUAUUACAGUACGAAUAGCAUGCUUCUAUGACACUUAUUGACAAUCA